AAUAACUUCAUGUUUAUUUUCCAACCGUAAUAAGCGACGCAACGUUUACUAAAUCACCUUAACCUUUGACAAUCGAAGAUCGAAGAAUUCAAACUUCCCGCGUGGAGCUCCACCUCGCGGGCUUUUCGCUAAGCUACUUGUGCGUGUUUCGGUCUGAUGCGUUCAACAGUGUAUAAAUAUCUAUCGCAGCAUCUGUUAUUAUUCUAAUUGUCAUCAACAGGUGUUGGGACUGGGGAAAAUGUUACGAAUUCACUGCUAAAUGGAAGCCAAACUCUACGCGUAUCGUAACAAGAAGCGAAGGGAGGCCAUGGUGGAGGCCGCGAAAAAUACGAUCAAGGAGGCACUGUCCUGGCAGCGAAGUUCGCCUGCUACUGCUGCUGCUGCACUUGAUGUGAGAUUGCAGGACAAGGAUGACCUGGAGAGCAUCAUAUCGGAAGAGAGCAUAGACUUGACACCUCCGCCCAGUCCGUUCUGCAGUAGGACUAUGUGCUUUCUCUACUUCAUGCUGUGGGCUACGCUGUACAUUAUCGCUGUUCAAGUUCAAUUUGGAGCUGUGUAUUUUGUGAUCUCUGUACUGGUAUUUAUCUACUUCAACACCAGGUCCGGGCCAAAGAAGAAGGGAGAAGUCAGUGCGUAUUCCGUGUUUAAUCCAGACUGCCAGUCUAUAGACGGCACUUUGAAAGCAGAACAGUUCGAGCGAGAGAUCAGAUAUGGUGCUGCGAGUGUACAUUGAAGUUACGACGUAUAUUUAUAGCUCUAAGCUUGAAAAUGACGAAGCAUUCUAUGUAUGUAUAAUAUACACACACAUAAUAUAUAAAUAUAUAUUUAUUAUGAUUUAUACGAGGUUGGAAGUCCAAAAUUGGUGCUGUGAAUAUAGUGUGACGCCGAGAGACUGUUGUAUUGGAAAGUAUUUUUUAAAACAAGAUUAAAUAAUAAACAAAUAACAAUAUACAAA
Nasonia vitripennis (jewel wasp) is the source of this 955-nucleotide messenger RNA. It is a transcript of the gene Saysd1, whose product is annotated as SAYSvFN domain-containing protein 1. The transcript has 2 exons. The record is from RefSeq and is a predicted model, not a curated record. The coding region runs from base 260 to 733 and encodes 157 amino acids. NCBI's taxonomy places the organism in Eukaryota, Metazoa, Arthropoda, Insecta, Hymenoptera, Pteromalidae.